AUGUCUCCCUUCAACCUCCAAACGUGUGCCAGGCCAAACAUCCUCGAGCUUCAGCCGUAUCGCUGUGCCAGGGACGACUACAAGGACGAUGGGACCAACAUCCUUCUCGAUGCCAACGAAAACGCCUACGGGCCGUCCAUAUCGGUGGCCGAUGCCAAGGCCCUGGGCGGUAGCACCGGCGCUGGCGGCCCAGAGCUGGACCUGCUGGGUCUACACAGGUACCCGGACCCUCACCAGGUGGAACUGAAGCAGCUCCUGUGUGGCCUGCGGAACACCAAGACGCACACGGCCGGGACGCUCACCCCCGCCAACCUCUUCGUCGGCGUCGGCAGCGACGAGGCCAUCGACGCGCUGCUGCGCUGCUUUUGCGUGCCUGGCCGCGACCGCAUCCUGGUCUGCCCCCCGACCUACGGCAUGUACUCGGUCUCGGCCCAGGUCAACGACGUCGGCCUGGUCAAGGUGCCGCUGCUGCCCGCCCCGGGUUUCGGCGUCGACGUCGACGCCGUCCUCGCGGCGCUGACGGCGUCGGCGGGCAACCCGGAGGCGCCGCAGGUCAAGCUGGUGUACCUCUGCUCGCCCGGGAACCCCACGGGCGCGGCGCUGGCCAAGGCCGACGUCGAGCGCGUGCUGCGGCACCAGGCCUGGAACGGCAUCGUGGUGCUCGACGAGGCUUACGUUGACUUCCAGCCCGACGGCGCCUCGCUCGCCGAGUGGGUGCUCGAGUGGCCCAACCUCGUGGUGAUGCAGACCAUGUCCAAGGCCUUCGGCAUGGCCGGCAUCCGCCUGGGCGCUGCCUUCGCCCCGGAGCCCGUCGCCCGCCUGCUCAACAGCAUGAAGGCUCCGUACAACAUCCCCAGCCCCACGAGCGCCCUGGCCGUGCACGCCGUCUCGCCCGCCGGCCUGGCCACGAUGCGCGGGAACCGCGACGCCAUCGUGCGCCAGCGCGACCGCCUCGUGCGCGAGCUGCCCCUGGUCGACGGCGUCGGCCGCCUGCGGGGCGGCGUCGAGAGUAACUUUCUGCUGUACGAGAUGCUCAACGCCCGUGGCGAGCCCGACAACGUCGUCGCCCUGGCCGUGUACGAGAGGCUGGCCGAGGCGAAGGGGGUCGUGGUCCGCUUCCGCGGCAAGGAGCACGGCUGCCUCGGGUGCCUCAGGAUCACUGUGGGCACCGAGGAGGAGGUCACCAGGUUCCUAGAUGCUCUUACAAGAACGCUUACCGAGGUCAGGAGUACCGUCACGGCGGCCGCUGACGAGGCUAAAAAGGAAGAGGCCGCCAGCAGUGUCGUUUCGUAG
Gaeumannomyces tritici R3-111a-1 is the source of this 1293-nucleotide messenger RNA. Its product is annotated as histidinol-phosphate aminotransferase. Bases 1 to 1293 code for a protein of 430 amino acids. Lineage: Eukaryota; Fungi; Ascomycota; Sordariomycetes; Magnaporthales; Magnaporthaceae. The transcript has 2 exons. Gene Ontology annotation, biological process: L-histidine biosynthetic process. The record is from RefSeq and is a predicted model, not a curated record. Gene Ontology annotation, molecular function: pyridoxal phosphate binding; L-histidinol-phosphate:2-oxoglutarate transaminase activity.